ACCAGUGGGCGUGCCCAAUAAUGACUGGGGGAUCCCGGCAAGUAACAUGACUAAAAAGAAGCGGGAGAUUCUGGGCGUCGCUCUGGAGAUUGAUGGACUGGAGAAAAAGCUGUCACAAUGUCGGAGAGACCUGGAGGCUGUGAACUUCAAGCUCUAUGAGGCAGAGCUGAGCCCAGAGGCCAGGAGGUCUUUGGAGAAAGAGAAAAGCAGACUGAUGAGCAAAGCAUCAAACUAUGAAAAGGAGCUGAAGUUGCUUCAGCAGGAGAACCGGAAGAACACGCUGCUCUCUGUGGCCAUCUUCAUCCUCUUGAGCCUCAUCUAUGCCUACUGGGCUGUGUGAGCCUGAGAUUUCUCCACUCAGCACACAUUUCCCCUUGGCUCCCUGGUCGUGACCAAGCAGGCCCUUCAAGCCUCAAAAGAACCAAGGCGCAGGAGCAUUUGUCCCCACCCGACACCUGGGCAGGCCUCCUGUCAGCCUAGACCCCUUGCUUGCCUUGGAGCCUGGGUCUCCUGAAGGACUUUAUGCUGGCUCCUCCCUCAGCCCCAGGGACAGGCAAUAAAGAACACACAAGCUG
This is a messenger RNA of Manis pentadactyla (Chinese pangolin), 575 nucleotides long. It is a transcript of the gene CCDC167, whose product is annotated as coiled-coil domain containing 167. The record is from RefSeq and is a predicted model, not a curated record. The transcript has 4 exons. Lineage: Eukaryota; Metazoa; Chordata; Mammalia; Pholidota; Manidae. Bases 47 to 340 code for a protein of 97 amino acids.